Molecule: messenger RNA, 1955 nt
Organism: Labrus mixtus (cuckoo wrasse)
Lineage: Eukaryota; Metazoa; Chordata; Actinopteri; Labriformes; Labridae
Gene: rp2
Product: RP2 activator of ARL3 GTPase
Exons: 5
Coding region: 122-1240 (372 amino acids)
Biological process (GO): post-Golgi vesicle-mediated transport
Cellular component (GO): cilium; periciliary membrane compartment
Molecular function (GO): GTPase activator activity
Source: RefSeq, a predicted model, not a curated record
CUAGAAAAAAAAUCUUGUCAACUUAAGAGCACGUAAGCUUCUCUCUCACAUUUUCUCGUGUUCUCCAAGCAAACGGUGCGGUUAGAAAGCUGUCUGAGCAGGACGCCACUAAAACACCAACAUGGGGUGCUUCUUCUCCAAGAAAUCCAAAAGGAAGUCGCCCGAAAAAGAGGACCGAACGCCAACAACGACGACUGUCGAAACUACGACGACAGGCAACGCGGUUCCCCUUGGCAACAACACCGACGAGGCACCAAAGCAGUACAGCUGGGAUAAGAGGGAAAAGGUUGAUCCUAAAGACUACAUGCUCACAGGGCUCAAAGACGUCACGGUGGGCCGUCUGCCUGGCAAACUGAACGGCCAACAGUUUGUCAUCCAGGAGUGUGAGAACUGCAACAUCUACGUGUUGGACCACUCGGCGACCAUCACCAUCGACGACUGCAUCAACUGCCGCAUCGUCCUGGGACCCGUCAAAGGCAGCGUGUUCUUCAGGGACUGUAAGGACAUUAAGUGCGUGGUGGCCUGUCAGCAGUUCCGCACGCGGGACUGUAAAAAGAUGGACGUGUUCCUGUGCUGUGCCACUCAGCCCAUCAUCGAGUCGUCCACGGGGAUGAAGUUCGGCUGCUUCCAGUACUUCUACCCCGAGCUGGCCUACCACUUCAAGGACGCUGGGCUCAGCAUAUUCAACAACAACUGGAGCAACAUCCACGACUUCACGCCUGUGUCUGGAGAGAACAACUGGAGCCUGCUGCCGGAGGCUUCAGCAGUUCUGGAUUUCGUCCCGGUGCCGGACCCGGAGUCUGAAUUCAAGUCUCUCCGGAUCUCCGGUGAUGCCUCACGCAGCAUCGUACCUCUGACCAAGGGAGGGAGACGUAAGGACAGCGAAGAGUCCUGCCUCUUUGUCUUCUUUGCUGGAGAGUACAGCACGGCGAACGCUCGCAAACUGAUCGAUGAGGCGUCUGUUAAAGGUUUGAAGCUGAUUCAGACGAAGGAAGUCUCAAUGCGACCUGAAGAUGUGAAGAGAGUGUUUCAGAACAGUGCAGAGGAUCUGGUGGAGUGGAUCACCAAAGGUCCGGUCAUCGCCCUCGAGCUGAACGGUGACGGAGUUGUGGAGGCCUGCAAGAGCCUCGCUAACGACGUGUUCAGUGGAACUAAGGUUUAUGUGUCUGAUAACAAAAAUACGUCCUCUCGAGACGUGGACAACUUCUUCAACUUUGCUGAUAUGCAGAUGGGCUUGUGAAACUGCUAGUCACAAACUGAAUAUGAUGUUUAAUCCCACCAUACCUUCCAGCUGGGGUUAUAUAAGACAAACGUUUGAUUAUAUGCUGGUUUUUGUUAUCAAAACUUAGCUAGGAAUGAAAAAUAAUAAUGACUACGUUUUGAUAAAGCCUCGAUAAUAACAAUUCAGUUGAAUUCACCUCCGAUCAUCCACAAACAUUUGCUGUAAACCACUGAACAACCAUUAGUUGCUAUGAGUGCUGUGAAUAUUUAUAUUUCUAUGAAUGUAUUCAGUUAUUGAUUGUGAAUGUAGCUCUUUGCUGUAGAAGUCAUUUUAAUUUAUAGCAUUUGUUCUCGUUGUUGUUUGAAACAAUCGUUUCAGCGGGGAAAAAAAGCACAAGGAUGCCUGAGGGAAAAUAUUUUAUAUCAACUUAAAUCAUAUUUUAUUCAUUGUCAGGAUUGAUCUGUGGACGUCAUAAAGAACAUAUUCUGAAAUGAAACAAUGUGUAUAUUUGAAACAUGCUGUGUAGACAAUAACAUCUUUAUUGAUACCUGUUAGGCCAAAGGUGAAUCAUUUAACAAUGUUUUUCUUUGUUGCUGUCGUUCAGAUAAACUGAAAACGUUGCUGUUUAUGAUGUUAUUUUGUAACAUUUGUUUUAUACUCUACUGAAUGUUUUUGUAUAGACAUAAAUUCAUGUUGUUGAAUAUCAUUUAUAGUAAAAGUUUCAUUACAUACA